Molecule: messenger RNA, 1752 nt
Organism: Arvicanthis niloticus (Nile rat)
Lineage: Eukaryota; Metazoa; Chordata; Mammalia; Rodentia; Muridae
Gene: Rassf7
Product: Ras association domain family member 7
Biological process (GO): signal transduction
Source: RefSeq, a predicted model, not a curated record
GGCGCGGCAUCAGGGAGCCGUCUUCGACCGAGGAGAAGCGGAUCUGGGUGAAGGGACGCGUGGUGGCUGUGCUGCACCUGCGUCUGUCCGCUGCGGAGUGGGACGUCUGGAUCCCGCGCUGCCGGGGAUCAGUCGUGAGGCGGGCUGUGCCUCCCCCACUCCAGUGGGGCGGGACCACCAGAACCCAGAGCACUGGCUGGACGGGAGGGACUGCGGAGGCGGACCGGGGACUGGCGUGGGGCAGAGGGAACUCCUUAGGUCUGAGAUCGGUUCGGGGAUGGAGGACAGGGAUGGUCUUGGAGCUUGUGGCCAUGGAGCUGAAGGUAUGGGUGGAUGGCAUCCAGCGGGUGGUCUGUGGGGUCUCAGAACAGACCACCUGCCAAGAAGUGGUCAUUGCGCUAGCCCAGGCUAUAGGCCAGACAGGUCGAUUUGUCCUUGUGCAGCGUCUUAGGGAGAAGGAACGACAGCUGCUGCCACAGGAGUGUCCAGUGGGAGCCCAGGCCACCUGUGGACAGUUUGCCAAUGAUGUCCAGUUUGUCCUGAGGCGGACAGGGCCCAGCUUAUCUGGGAGGCCCUCCUCAGACAACUAUCCACCCCCAGAACGAUGCCCGGUUCGUGCCAGCCUUCCCCCAAAGCCAUGGGCAGUACCAGGCCAUGAGCCACGCAAAGCACUGACCUUCAACCUUGGAUGUCCCAAGCUGGUCUCCAGCCCAUCUAUCCCUGAGCCUACAGCCCUGGUAGGACCUACACCAGACUGCUUUGCAGAUCUGCAAGGCCUAGAACUCAGGAUACAGAGGAAUACUGAGGAGUUGGGCCAUGAGGCCUUUUGGGAGCAAGAACUGCAAAGAGAACAAGCCAGGGAGCGUGAGGGACAGGCACGCCUGCAAGCACUGAGUGCAGCUACUGCUGAGCAUGCUGCCCAGCUGGAGGCCCUAGAUGCCCAAGCCUGUGCCCUGGAGGCAGAGCUUCGACUGGCUGCUGAGGCCCCUGGUCCUCCUUCAGCUACAGCAUCUGCUGCUGAGCGCCUACGCCAGGACCUAGCCAUCCAGGAGCGGCAUAGUCUGGAGAUGCAGGGCACCUUGGCCUUGGUGAGCCAGGCUCUGGAGGCUGCUGAGCACGCUCUUCAGGCCCAGGCUCAGGAGCUGGAAGAGCUGAACAGGGAACUCCGCCAGUGCAACCUACAACAGUUCAUCCAGCAGACAGGGGCUGCAUUGCCACCACCUCCACAGCUGGAUAGAGCCAUCCCUAGCACACAGGACCUUCUGCCUCCAACUAGAGAAGAACCCCUCCAGGGAGUCCCCCAGAGCCACAUCCUAGUGUCCAGCCUGAGUCCUGAAGUUCUCCCCAUGAGGCAGAGCUCCUGGAGGUAGCAGUUCCUGCCCAAAUAGGGAUCCUGAAGACAGAUGAGCCAGCACAGCUGGGAUGAGCCACCCGGAUUGUAGGAGAGUGUGAUCGUAGGAUUCUUUCCCUAAAGCUAUGAUGUCCUGUGGUUUCUGCUUCCGUGGGGCAGAGUGCUGGCAACUGUUACCCUAGUCUCUCUCAAAUCUCCCAAGUCCCCUAAAGAAGUAAUAAAUGGGCACAGUUCAGAACUUACCAGGCCCCAAAGGCUUGGAGAGAAGUGUGGACGGCGUGUUCAUCGUGUGUGUGUGUGUGUCUGUGUGUGUGUGUGUGUGUGUGCCUGUUAUGUACUCCAGUGUAUGUGUGCUGCCUUCGUUGCCCUGACAACCUUAAUAAAUUACCUUUCAAAGAGCA